CGCGAAAAACCCCCCCAGCAAAUGACUCCCUCGUCCGAAUCAGGGAGCCUAACGGUCACUUCUCCGCCGGUGAAUCCCCUGACGAAAACGACGGCCACCCACUCAUCCACUGACGACCCCCAUCGCAAUACUACUGUCUCCCCAUCAUCCACUCCUUCUGAUACCAUCCUAAUUCGCUGCGUCUCCGAAAUCCCAAUCGAGAUCGUUUCCGAAGAAGAAAUGGGCUUCUUCGAAGCAGCCCUUGCUGCGGCCCGUUCCAUUUCUCUUCCUUCUGUGGCUGCUGGUACUUCUUGUUCUACUUCCUCUUCCUUCCCCAGCAAGGCCAAAUCCAUCGGUUCCAUUACCUCCCUCUCUAAGCGAAGGCUUCCCGCCGUCGUGGCCGAUAUCGAGGAUUCCGCCGGAAAAUCUCCUACCCACAAGAAGACUCGAGACGAGAAAUCCUUGUUUAUCAGGUUUCGGAAGGCCCGGGGAUUGUCUGUCACCGAUAUUACCGCUACGGAGUGGUGCGAGAAGCAAAUGGAGUUUGUCCUUUGCGUUGGUAAAAGAAGAGCCACUAAAGCAAUGAAAGCAGGUAGUGCUCGUCAUUUGAAGCUGGAAGAAGAGGUUAUUACGAAAGUUGCAGUUUCUGUGGAAUCAGCUGAAGAUGCAUGGGCUUUAAAGUUUCUGAAUUUCAUAGCCGGUGUCAACCAAUUGUUGUUCGAAGGUCUCACUCGGGAGCUUCCCAUAAUAGGCUUUGUUGAAGGUGUAUGGAUGGUGGGAAAGAUUGAUGAGAUCAGGAUGCCUGAAGGUGACAGUGAUAGGAACUUCAUGUUAGUUGACACAAAAACUCGAGUGCGUGACACUCUUCCUGCUGAACCUCAAAGUAGGAACGGAAGAUUACAGCUGAUGUGCUACAAGUAUAUAUGGGACACAUUGGUUGCUGGUAACUUCCCCACCCAGAAGUUCUAUGACUUCUUUUCUUUGAACCGUAAUGCCAUUUUGUCCGAAGAGAUUAGGGAGAAUGCUAAACAAGCGGGUAUCCCGGCUAAGCCUCAGACCCUGGAUGACAUUCUGAGAUUCUUCAUAAAUACCAGCUGUCUUUUCCUCCCAGCACAUAACCAAAUGUUACUAAGGUAUGAGUUGCAGAAGGACAACUCACUACUGUCUGAAGAUUUAUUCACAUAUGACCUUGACUGGGUCAAGAGUCAAAUCCAGGCAUCCCUUGAGUUCUGGUUCAAUGAGCGAGAAUCUAGAUACGCACCAGAGGAUGAGCGUUGGAAGUGUCGGUUUUGUCAGUUCGCUUCUGCUUGCCCCACGAAUCCUAUGUCUGCUGUUGUAGCAACAAGUCCCCAAAAGAAUAGUAAUAAUGACACUAUAAACGGUGAUCCUAGCUAGAUGAACAUUAGAUGAAUUCAGUAACUUUAGUUCUUAUGUAUCAGAUUAUAGAAUGCAGAAUUCAAUACUCUGAUUGGAGUGAAGCCACAGCGCUAGAUGAACAUAAGAUGAAUUCAGUCACUUUAGUUCUUAUGUAUGAGUUCAGAGAAUGCAGAAUUCAAUACUGAUUGGGUUGGAGCCACAUCGCUCUCUGUUUAUGUAGCUGUUGUAACAAAUUCCAUAGUUGUAAUCUUGUGUGAAGUAGACAAUGCUCCAUUGCCAACAAAUAUGAUUGUUUAUGGAACCAAUAAGCC
Linum tenue is the source of this 1667-nucleotide messenger RNA. The record is from the annotation of a GenBank genome assembly. NCBI's taxonomy places the organism in Eukaryota, Viridiplantae, Streptophyta, Magnoliopsida, Malpighiales, Linaceae.